This is a messenger RNA of Brugia pahangi, 1665 nucleotides long. Lineage: Eukaryota; Metazoa; Nematoda; Chromadorea; Rhabditida; Onchocercidae. The record is from the annotation of a GenBank genome assembly.
AUGUCACAAUAUCGACGAAUUAUUAUCAGUGAUUCUUCAACUGACGAUGACAAUGAUAAUGAUGAUGAAAGUGAUAAGGAUAUUGAUGAAGUACAAAGUGAUAUUUACGAAAAUGAUGAAAAUAGUGGUGCCAAUAUUCAAGACAUAAGUCGUUUAUUGGAAACGUUGAGUUUCACGAGACGAAACACGUAUGGACAUCGAGUUGAUCGUACGGAUGAUGAAGCAACAAGCGUCAGUGACGAUACUUAUCUGGAAGAUAGUUUUCUCGUUAAGGAUUAUACUUCUGAAGAGAAUUCCUCAAGUAUAUCAAACGAUGAGCAAUCCUACAGAAAGAAAGAAAGCACUUACAAUCGACAACGGCAAAAAAUUAUACGAAAGGAAUUAGAAAAGGAAAGCGCGGAAUUUUCGUCAUUUUUCAAAAGCGAUCUUUCGGAUGCAAGCAUUGAUAGCAAAAAAGUUUCAACACUAUUUGAGUUAUAUCCCGAAUUGAAAGAGAAUGUGAAUCUUAAGAGAAAUUCGUUGAAUAAUUACGGUAACAAAAUAUGCAAUGAACUUGCACUAUCUGAUGAGGAUAGUGAUGAGAAGUUUGAAAAAUACUUGAAAGAAGUCAAAACUCAAUCAUCUGUUACAAAAACGUAUAAAUCACACGAUUUAGAUGGGUUAAUCAUGUCUGAUAGCGAGUUCAACGUUGAGUGUAACUCAGAAUGCGAAUCAAGCUCAAGCGAUGAUGUACAGCUAAUUGGUGAAGUAAUUAAUAAUAUUGGGGAUGAGAAAAUUCGACAUCUCCCAAAAAACAUUAGCAAUGAGUAUGCAACAUAUUGGCAUCAUCCGCCAAUAGAAAAAAACAUAAACAAAGAUAAACAUGCCAAUAUGCUUUUGGAAUCACAAAGUGUAUCAAAUACUCAGAAAACGAGUUAUCAAGAUGAUGAUGAAAUUUUCCUUUUGGCUCUUUCACAAAAUGGUCCUGUACAUCGAGUUGCUCAAAAAUAUACCACGGCUAAAUUUCCACGAAUUCGAAAAGAAUUGACGGCGAAAUUGUUUGAUGUGUAUAGAAGACGCUGUUUCGAAAAUAAAUUAGAUCCAAAUAUGGUACUAAAUUGGAAUGCACGAUUACGACUAACAGCAGGUCGCUGUCGUUGCAAACCAAAUGGCACAGCCGAUAUCGAACUUUCCAUCAAAAUUUGUGAUACUCCAGAACGGCUACGUGAUACAUUGUUACAUGAAAUGUGCCAUGCUGCAGUUUGGGUCAUCGAUCAUAUCCAUAAGGGUAGACAUGGACCGGCAUGGAAAUACUGGGUGCAUCGAUGUCAAAAAGUGUUCCCAUCUUUGCCACUUAUCGAACGAUGUCAUAAUUAUAUAAUUGAUGCCAAAUAUUUAUAUGUUUGUGAUCGUUGUGGACAGACAAUCAAACGACAUUCAAAAUCGCUUGAUAUUGAUCGUAAAAUCUGUGGCAUUUGCCAGGGACAUUUUAUCCUAAGAUCGCGUGAUGGAAAGGAAUUCUUGAGAAGGCGAGCCAAUACAUUUGCACAGUUUGUAAAAGAAAAUUAUGGAAAAGAACGAAAACCUGGUGUGAAGCCUGCAGAAAUCAUGAAGAUUUUAUCAUUACGCUUCAAAGAACAGAAAGGAAUGGCUUCCGAAACAGGAGAAAUUAUUACUGUGGAAUAA